Messenger RNA from Danaus chrysippus (African queen), 2358 nucleotides. NCBI's taxonomy places the organism in Eukaryota, Metazoa, Arthropoda, Insecta, Lepidoptera, Nymphalidae. The record is from the annotation of a GenBank genome assembly.
AUGCAGCGCCUUCGCGGCAUCGAUUGGGCUGCGGUGCGGCGAGAUAGUCACGUGGUAUUUACCAAACUGAUUCGAACCCGUGACCCUCGUGAUACCGAGAACCAAGAUGCCAACCUACCCACCAGGCAGCGCUUGGCGAGAUGCCUGAGCACAUUUGACUUAACAUCACUGGGAGUGGGAUCUUGUGUUGGAACCGGGAUGUAUUUAGUGGCCGGUAUGGUUGCUCGUAAGUUUGCUGGACCGGGCGUGGCGCUGAGCUUCAUCAUAGCUGCCAUUGCGAGUAUUUUCUCGGGUGCUUGCUAUGCUGAGUUUGGCGUCCGUGUCCCUAAUACUACUGGAUCAGCUUAUACUUAUUCUUAUGUAACUGUCGGUGAAUUCAUUGCUUUCGUCAUUGGUUGGAAUAUGGUUCUUGAGUACUUGAUUGGAACGAGUGCAUGUGCCCGUGCUCUUAGUGCUGCUUUGGACACUCUCUUCGAUGGCGCCAUCGGUCGACUCCUUGCUUCCAAAAUGGGCACCUUCUUUGGCAAACCUCCCGACGUUAUCGCCUGCGGCAUAACUCUCCUGAUGACAAUGUUGCUUGUGGCUGGAGUUAGGAAAUCGCUGUUUUUUAACAACCUGCUGAACGCUAUUAACUUGGUGGUGUGGGUCUUUAUCAUGUCUGCGGGGGUAUUCUACGUCGACACAACAAACUGGACUCAUCAUAAGGGAUUUCUGCCAAAUGGAUGGGCUGGGGUGUUCAGCGGCGCUGCAACAUGCUUCUAUGCUUUUAUUGGUUUUGACAUCAUCGCAACGACGGGUGAAGAGGCACACAACCCCAAACGAUCCAUCCCUCUAGCCAUCGUUCUGAGCUUGGCCAUAAUACUCGUAGCUUAUGUCAGCACCUCCGUUAUGCUUACUCUAAUUGUGCCGUACAAUGAAGUGGAUACUGAUUCGGCUUUGGUAAAGAUGUUUGCCUACGUAAAUGCCCCCAUUUGCAAAUACAUCGUUGCUUUUGGAGCACUGGCUGGACUAACAGUUUCUAUGUUUGGAUCAAUGUUUCCUAUGCCGAGGAUAGUAUACGCUAUGGCUCAAGAUGGUCUGAUAUUUAGACAACUGUCAACGGUUUCGGAAACUUCUGGAACGCCGGCUCUUGCGACUGUCUGUGGAGGCUUUGCGGCCUCCUUUGUCUCUCUUCUCAUACAACUCGAAGUUUUAGUGGAAAUGAUGAGCAUCGGUACCCUACUGGCUUAUACUCUGGUGUCGACGUGCGUGUUAGUGCUGCGUUAUCAACCCCAUUCAACAACACUCAUCGAACUACUGCCGCAAAACCUUCGCACUCCGAUGGAUCCUGAGGGUACUGCUUCCGCUCAGCGUGAAACUACCUUUGCUGGAGGCCACAGGAGCGGUAUGAUGUCUGGCCAAAGGGUGAUGGUGCGACGAGUCACCCGCAGUUCUCCUGAUUCUGAUGACACACUGCCUGGCGAUGAUAGUGAAGAUGGUCGUGAUGAUGCUUUUUUGGUUAACUCCAAUAGCGAAAAUAAAUUUUAUGGAGCUGUACCUGGAGGAUGUUCAGCGGGAACGUCACGACUUGGACGCUUUUUCGAUGCUAUCUACCGGCAACUAUUCAGUCUGUCAUAUCUCUGCCCCGGUCUUUUCCCCUGGGUAGACUGCGGGCCGGCAACUGAAGCUUCUGGACUGUUCGUGAUCAAGUCUGUUGGUAUGAUGUACGUCCUGAUCAUCGUCUUCGACCUCUUCGCGGCCUAUGGUAGCCCCGGGCAAUGCACCUUUACUGCUGUCGUCAUGGUGAUGUUGGUCAUUGCUAUAUUCAUCAUCCUGAUACUGAUCUCCAGGAAACCACAGAACCGAACUAAUCUUAUCUACGCAACUCCCGGGCUACCUUUCGUCCCAGCAAUUGCUAUCACCGUUAACAUCUACUUAAUUCUAAACCUCUCUAUUCUGACCCUUGUUCGCUUCACGAUUUGGAUGAUUAUCGGCAUGAUAAUCUACUUCAAGUACGGAAUCAAGAACUCUACUCUGGAGACGAACCCCCCACAGGCUCAAUCCGCUACCCCAAUGUCUCCCAAUCCCCUGGACCGUACCACCAUCCCACCAGGACCACAACAACCCACCACCACUGGCGACAGGAACAUCUUCGAAGGAGACGGCUCUAAACUGUAUGACACAAUGAACGACCCUCUGCUUGCUUGGCACGUUGCUGACUUGGAGCCUGUCCAAUCGACUCGCGGUACCAUCGACUGUUCUUCCUACGUCCAAGUCGAAUCGCGCUACAACGAACGGACCAACAGAACAACCAGCCACACCUCACGGCGACCACCCUGGGCAUACCCCGAUGUUACUUACGACUCAUGGGACAACUAA